AAUCCAAAUCGCAACUGUCGAUUAUCAUCCAAUCCUCGACCGCAGACGGUAACCCAAGAAGUAGCCCAGUAGUCAGUACGAGACUUCCUUCAUCCCGAAACACAAACACCAGUCACAGAAUAUCAUUCUUUCCCAAGCCGUUUUCUUGAAACGUGCGAUCCGAUCCCGCCCCUGCACAGUUUAAUCCCCCAAUCAACAAACAAAACUGCAAAAAGGCACAAAAACUCUUUAUAAUCUCCUCGACCAGCUUCCUUGCCUUGCAUUGCUUCCCGUUGAUUGAAUCGAAUUCUUUACCGGAGCUCUCUUUGUCUCUUUCCGUCAAUUCAGUUGUUUUCAAUCCCUUGAUUAUGGAGAUUUUUCAUGCAAAGAAGCGGGGGGCGCUUGGAUUCUGCUGCUGCCUCUUGGUGAUCUUCAUUUGCGCGAGGAAUUGCGAUUCCACGAGAUCUGACAAGGAAACGAGGGAGAGGUUUUACGGGAACUUGUUGAACUCGUCCGCCCCUGCUGCCAACGACGGCAGCAUUGCUAAAAUGUUCGAUCGGGUCCUUGAGAAGGAGUUUUCCGAGAAUGAUCACCCCGAAGGAUCUGACAGAAGCAGCUUCAACAGCAGUGUGGCUGAUCGACAAGCUGAACUGGAGACUGUGGCUAUAAUCACUCAUGAGAAGACCAAGAGAAAUGAUACACAAGAGGCAAAUGGGACAAGAUCAUUCCAGUUCCAAGAUGUGUUUUCUAGGGAGGGUGAAGAUUCUGAUGACAUGACAACCUUGAUUGACAAAAAGGACAAUGUGUUUGUAAUGUCAAACAAGAAAUCCAAGUAUCCAGUACUUCAAGUAGAUUUGAGAUUGAUCUCAGACUUGGUGGUUGUCAUUGUUUCCGCUGCUAUUGGUGGAAUUAUUUUUUCCUGUUUGGGUCAACCGGUUAUUGUGGGCUAUCUUCUUGCUGGUUCAAUUAUUGGCCCGGGGGGCUUGAAAUUCAUUAGCGAAAUGGUACAGGUUGAAACUUUUGCACAGUUUGGUGUUGUCUUUCUUCUUUUUGCUUUAGGGCUGGAGUUUUCUUUGACAAAGCUAAAAGUUGUGGGGCCUGUUGCUGUCUUUGGAGGGAUACUUCAGAUCAUCAUAUUUAUGUUCUUGUGCUGUAUAACUGCCAUGUUAUGUGGAGCAAACUUAUCUGAGGGUGUAUUUGUUGGUGCAUUCUUAUCAAUGUCAUCAACAGCAGUGGUGGUAAAGUUUCUUGUAGAACGUAAUAAUAGUAAUGCUCUCCAUGGUCAAGUUACCAUAGGUACUCUUAUUUUUCAGGACUGUGCCGUUGGCUUACUAUUUGCCUUGCUCCCAUUUUUGGGGGGUCACAGUGGCCUUUUGCAGGGAAUGAUUUCUAUGGGAAAGCUGCUACUGGUGUUGUCAAUGUAUCUCACCGCUGCAUCUGUAUUGUCUUGGUCUUUUGUUCCUCGCUUUCUAAAACUGAUGAUACAGCUAUCGUCCCAAACAAAUGAACUUUAUCAGCUAGCUAUGGUGGCUUUUUGCCUAUUAUCUGCCUGGUGCAGCGAUAAGCUGGGCCUUAGUCUUGAGUUGGGUUCAUUUGUGGCUGGUGUUAUGAUAUCUACUACUGACUUUGCACAACAUACUUUGGACCAGGUGGAACCAAUUCGCAACUUGUUUGCAGCUCUUUUCCUUUCAAGUAUUGGAAUGCUCAUACACAUACAUUUCCUAUGGAACCACGUGGAUAUAUUGCUAGCAUCUGUUAUUCUGGUCAUAACCGUGAAGACAACUGUUAUCACUAUUGUUACUAAGGCCUUCGGAUAUAGCAUCAAGACAUCAUUCAUUGUUGGAGUCUCGCUUGCUCAAAUUGGAGAAUUUGCUUUUGUUCUCCUGAGUCGUGCCUCAAAUCUUCAUCUUGUUGGGGGGAAGAUGUAUCUACUUCUUCUAGGAACAACAGCUCUUAGUCUUGUAACAACGCCUCUCCUGUUUAAACUGAUACCUGCUGUAAUAAACUUGGGUGUUCUCAUGCACUGGUUCCCCUCAGAGAGCAGCACACAGAAUGAGGAGAAAGCAUCCAUUAUUGAGGCGUAUAACAGAUCAUUGUAAUCUCAAAUAUAAAGGGGCCAACUUAAAUAUCAAUGACUUUAGCACAUCAGGACUUGCUUCCGCUGCCAAUGUUAUUUGUGAGGUUUCAGCUUACACGCCAGGAUUUUUUGUUGACAAGUAGUAGAUGACAGUUCAGGAUAUUCAUUCCGUUGAAACUCAGCUCAGAGUUCUCAUGUACAUAGGUACAGAUGUUCUGUAUGCUUAAGAGUAUCAUAGGUGGAAAAUCUUUUAGGAAUCACUCACACAUGUUCGUGCUAGUCUAGGACCUGAUUAGUGUGCGACACAUUCAGAACAGCAGAAACUAUGAUUUCGACUGUAUAAGAUACUGCAGGACAUAUGAAAAUGAAAAAGAUGUUCUUAAAAUCAUUUUU
This is a messenger RNA of Juglans microcarpa x Juglans regia, 2449 nucleotides long. RefSeq names its product K(+) efflux antiporter 5-like. NCBI's taxonomy places the organism in Eukaryota, Viridiplantae, Streptophyta, Magnoliopsida, Fagales, Juglandaceae. The record is from RefSeq and is a predicted model, not a curated record. Gene Ontology annotation, cellular component: membrane. Gene Ontology annotation, biological process: proton transmembrane transport; potassium ion transmembrane transport. The transcript has 20 exons. The coding region runs from base 348 to 2078 and encodes 576 amino acids. Gene Ontology annotation, molecular function: potassium:proton antiporter activity.